AUGUCUAUGAACCUACAAAAACAGAUAAGGGAUAACGGUACAGAUAUACAGGAAUACUUGAAGGAGCUCAACAAGUGGACUAGAGAUCUCAAGCAACAGAGCAGCAGCAAUAUAGUGAGUGAUAAUACAUCGAAAGAGAGGGAGAAGAAGAUAGAUGAUGAUGAUGGUAAGGUAGAUGUGUUAUUAAGGAAUGAGGAAGUGAUGCAAAAAGGACAACUAUCUAGGGAUAAUGCUAAGGAUAUGAAAUCCUAUUAUGAAGCAUGGGAGAAGUUGAAUGUUGAUGAUUAUGAUAAAGAUGGGUAUGAAUGCAAGAAGGCUAUCAUCGAUGCUACCAACCAUGAGCAUUAUGAUGAUGAUCACUCGUCGCCUAUGAUACCUUAUAAAAUAAUAACUAGUACUGCACCACAGAAACAGAAAGUAAAUAUACGUAAGGUUGCCGGAAGGAGGAGUAAAUUAGAAUAUGCUCUCGAAGCAAAGGAGAGAGGGAAUGCCUUUUAUAAGAAAGGUCAACAUAAAUCAGCCCUUAGUGAGUAUCGACUAGGUCUAACUUAUCUUAUUGAUAAUAUUAAAGAUGAUGAUGAGAAAAAGAGUUGA
Perkinsus marinus ATCC 50983 is the source of this 594-nucleotide messenger RNA. RefSeq lists its product as hypothetical. Lineage: Eukaryota; Perkinsozoa; Perkinsida; Perkinsidae. Bases 1 to 594 code for a protein of 197 amino acids. Gene Ontology annotation, molecular function: protein binding. The record is from RefSeq and is a predicted model, not a curated record. The transcript is spliced from 4 exons.